Molecule: messenger RNA, 1568 nt
Organism: Triticum aestivum (bread wheat)
Lineage: Eukaryota; Viridiplantae; Streptophyta; Magnoliopsida; Poales; Poaceae
Exons: 3
Coding region: 801-1112 (103 amino acids)
Source: RefSeq, a predicted model, not a curated record
UCCCCACCACAAACGCACAUGAAACGGAUGGGGGAUGUGAGCAAUCAUCCACCCCUCCGUUUUACAAUCUCCCCGUCCCUCCAAUACCUUCGCACUAUACAUAGUACAUCGCACCAAGGCACUUCCUCCCGCACCGCACCAAGGCCCUUCCUGAUUGUAAGCACGUUCGAGCUCUUAGCUAUGGCGCUCGCGUUGGAUUCCCAUCAACCUUUUUCCCGUGGAAGGAGUGAUCGAUGCCGCAAUCCCGGUGCAGCCAAAUCAGUCUGUGCGCGCGCCGUUGUUCUGCUCCGGGCCCUCCUUCCGCCGGCGGCCUCGGACGAGCUGCUCUGUUCCGGUCCUUCCUCGCCAGAUGGCGUCCUCAGAUGCACCAGACGCGGCCAUCGCCGUCGCGGCCCCGAUUCCAGUCGGACGCUCUGCUCCGGGCCUCUCACGCCGGACGCUCCGGACGCGCCUGAUGCGGCCAUCCCGCGCAACUGAGGAAGCCUGUGCGCAGGCGUUGCCCUGGUACGGCCCCUCCUCGCACAGACAGCCACGAACCAUCUGGGGCAAAAGAAGCCGGCAGCGGCGGCAAGCAAUCCCAUCAGGCCGCGGUACACAAGUUUAAUUCAUCCAUCGUCUCCCAUGCUAUUUUCUAGACGAAUCUGGUAGAUUUUCUUCUCCCUCCCGAUCUUCUCUAUUUGCAUCAGUACUAUCAAUAGCUGGGUGUCCAAACUCCUAUCCAGAUUUGUUAAUGUUUGCUCUGGGAAGUCAAACCGAGUUGAAGCCUCCUUCGUCGAUGCUCAUCUCCGUCCAGUGUCUAGAUGGGAAAAAUUGGAGACCUGGCUGCCACCACCGCACCUACAGGACGCCUGCUUGGGAAUCUGAAAAACUCUAUGGUACGUCUUCCUGAACGUGAGUUCAAGCCUCUACCAUGGCUCAUCCCCUUCUCCUUCAGGCACCAAGUGUGUUGGGCGGACAAAACUGGAGCCCUCGCCGCCGCCACGGUGCCACCACGCAGCCACCUGAUCGGCAAAUCCGAAUCACUCUACAUAUUCAUGGUGUUUGAUUUAAUUGGAAGAAGUGAUUAUAGGCUGCCGCACGCAUAUGUUUAUCUAACUCAAACUAGACGAUGAAUGAUACCUGAGCCAGUCAUGUCGCUCAUCUUGAUCUGCCAUCUCCAUUUUCUCAGUCAGGUUGGAUGUAGAUCUACAUAACUAGAUUUUCGUGAAAUUUUACUCUUCGUCAUGUGCCAUUUGCAGGAAGGCCAUUGCUGCAGAUGGAUCCAAAUAAAUUUCCUGACAUGUUCUCCACAUUUUCGACUGAUGCUUUCAUGUCAUAUGGCGCUGGAGCAUAUCAAUGAUUUCCUUUUGUUCGGUCAUAUGAAUUCUUAUGAUGAGAUUGGAUUCUUUAUAGACAGGAAUCACCAACACACAUAGUUGAAUGAAAGUAUCACGUAUGUGCUACUACAUUUUUUAAUAGAUUAUGUCCGAUGGGGCUAGCGCAAACUGAUUCUUAUUAUGUAGAAUCAAUAUAUUGCUAUAUCAUGAUUGGUCUUUAUGCCCAGCGAAUAUUGAAUCCGCCUAAAUUGA